Molecule: messenger RNA, 969 nt
Organism: Seriola dumerili (greater amberjack)
Lineage: Eukaryota; Metazoa; Chordata; Actinopteri; Carangiformes; Carangidae
Gene: cacng3b
Product: calcium voltage-gated channel auxiliary subunit gamma 3
Exons: 5
Coding region: 1-969 (322 amino acids)
Biological process (GO): neurotransmitter receptor internalization; transmission of nerve impulse; regulation of AMPA receptor activity
Cellular component (GO): postsynaptic density membrane; AMPA glutamate receptor complex
Molecular function (GO): voltage-gated calcium channel activity; channel regulator activity
Source: RefSeq, a predicted model, not a curated record
AUGUGUAACACGGACAGCAAGAUGCUGAUGUGUGACCGCGGCGUCCAGAUGCUCGUGACGACGGUGGGCGCGUUCGCCGCCUUCAGCCUCAUGACCAUCGCCGUCGGUACCGACUACUGGCUGUACUCGCGCGGGGUCUGCCGCGUGAAGAGCAGUGGCGACAACGACACGAGCCGCAAGAACGAGGAGGUGAUGACGCACUCCGGCCUCUGGCGAACCUGCUGUCUGGAAGGGACAUACAGAGGAGUGUGUAAGAAGAUUGAUCACUUUCCAGAGGAUGCUGAUUAUGAAGCGGAUGCUGCUGAAUACCUCCUCCGUGCUGUGCGUGCCUCCAGUAUCUUCCCCAUCAUGAGCGUGGGCCUGCUGUUCCUGGGGGGGCUCUGUGUGGCCGCCAGUGAGUUUUACCGGAGCCGACACAACGUCAUCCUCAGUGCAGGAAUCUUCUUCGUCUCCGCAGGCCUCAGUAACAUCAUUGGAAUUAUUGUCUAUAUCUCAGCUAACUCGGGCGACCCGGGCCAGAGCGACAGCAAGAAGUCCUACUCCUAUGGCUGGUCCUUCUACUUUGGCGCCCUCUCCUUCAUCAUGGCAGAAAUGGUAGGCGUGCUGGCCGUGCACAUGUUCAUUGAAAAGCACCGCAAGCUACGAGCAAAGUCCCGCACCGAGCUCAUCAAGAAAUCCGCCUUCAGCCGCAUCCCCUCCUAUCGCUACCGCUUCCGGCGUCGCUCCAGCGUGCGUUCGUCCGAGGCCCCCAGCCGUGACGCCUCACCCCUGGGGAAAGGUGGCUACACGGGGCCUGCCGCCUCCGAGAUGCCUAUGUACACGCUGAACCCACGCGAGGCGGGCAACGCCGGCAGCAAAGCAGGUGGCGGCAUGGGCGGGCUGCUCAACUCAGAGAGGGAGUUCCUCCAGAGCAGCACGCUCACUAAAGACUACAGCAAGGACCCCAACCGCAGGACCACACCUGUCUGA